AUGUCUGCUGAUCACUCAAGAGAUCCAUGUCCAAUUGUUAUAUUAAAUGAUUUUGGUGGUGCAUUCGCCAUGGGUGCUAUUGGUGGUGUCGUAUGGCACGGUAUUAAAGGUUUUAGAAAUUCUCCUAUGGGUGAAAGAAGAUUAGGUUCUUUAAAUGCUAUUAAAGCGCGUGCACCUGUACUUGGUGGUAAUUUUGGUGUUUGGGGUGGUUUAUUUUCAACAUUCGAUUGUUCUGUAAAAGCUAUUAGAAAGAGAGAAGAUCCUUGGAAUGCUAUCAUUGGUGGGUUUUUCACUGGUGGUGCUUUGGCUAUUAGAGGUGGUUGGAAACAUACAAGAAAUAGUGCAAUUACUUGUGCUUGUUUAUUAGGUGUUAUUGAAGGUGUUGGUUUAAUGUUUCAAAGAUAUGCAGCUUGGCAAGCUAAACCAAUGGCUCCACCUUUACCUGAAGGUGUCGCACCUCAACAGGCUCAACCAUUACAAGCAUAA
Messenger RNA from Maudiozyma saulgeensis, 486 nucleotides. The record is from the annotation of a GenBank genome assembly. NCBI's taxonomy places the organism in Eukaryota, Fungi, Ascomycota, Saccharomycetes, Saccharomycetales, Saccharomycetaceae.